This is a messenger RNA of Lingula anatina, 3023 nucleotides long. Its product is annotated as fatty-acid amide hydrolase 2. The record is from RefSeq and is a predicted model, not a curated record. Lineage: Eukaryota; Metazoa; Brachiopoda; Lingulata; Lingulida; Lingulidae. Gene Ontology annotation, cellular component: endomembrane system.
UCAGUGCAGUGACUUCAGCAGGUUAUGGUGAGAUGAAGACUUGGCAAAGGAUUGUCUCUGCUGUGCUUGGGGUGGUUGGAUUUGUACUGAAGCCUAUCACCAACUGCAUAUUUGCAUUAAUAUAUGAGAGACAUGCAAGGAAAGUCCCUCCCAUCACAGACAGCAUUCUACUUCAGAGUGGCACUUCACUGGCUAAAAAGAUUAGAAAGAGAGAGGUCACAUCAGAACAAGUUGUUGAAACCUUUAUUAACCGCAUUAAAGUCAUUAACCCCAUUGUCAAUGCAGUGGUGUCAGAAAGAUUUGAGGAUGCCCUAGCAGAAGCCAGAGAGAUAGACUCCAUAAUUGGUGCUGGAAAACUGGAUGAGAGAUACUCAGAAGUGAAUGCUCCAUUCUUAGGGGUUCCUUUUACAACUAAAGAGGCAUUUGCUGUUAAAGGUCUAUCAAAUUCAUCAGGGUUGAAAAGUAGAUCUACCAUCAUAGCUGAUGUUGAUGCCCCCGUGAUUAAAAAUGUCAGAAAAGCUGGUGGCAUUCCUCUGUGUGUGACCAAUGUAAGUGAACUAUGUAUGUGGUGGGAGAGUGCUAACACGGUCUAUGGGAGGACAGGGAAUCCAUAUAACAACAGUAGAAUCGUAGGAGGGAGUUCAGGUGGUGAAGCAUGCACCUUGUCAGCAGCAGGCUCCGUGAUAGGUGUUGGUUCAGAUAUUGGUGGUUCCAUUCGCCUGCCUUCUAUGUUCUGUGGAAUCUUUGGGCACAAGCCUACCUUUGGUAUAGUAAACAAUGAUGGGCAAUAUCCUAAUGCCACUGCAAAAGAAAAAGACUACCUAGUGACGGGACCCAUGUGCAGAUAUGCUUGUGACCUCAAACCUAUGUUAAAGAUAUUAGCUGGUGACAAGGGAGCAAAAUUAAAACUGGACCAAGAGGAAGAUAUAAGAAAGCUGCGCUAUUUCACCAUGGAAGAUGAUGGCGGGGAUAUGUUAGUCAACUCUGUGGAUUCUGAAAUUAGAGCAACACAAAGAGAGCUUGUCAAGAAACUUACUGAGAGCCUAGGGGUAACUGUUCAACCUGUCCAGCUCAGCAAACUCAAGUAUUCUCUUGAGAUGUGGGAGGCCAAGAUGUCCACUUGUGGAGGUACAACAUUCUGUGAGCUUAUGGGGAAUGGUGUGCCAGUCAACCCCUAUCUGGAAUUCAUCAAGUGGUUGGUAGGACUUUCCAAUCACACCCUACCUGCUAUUAGUCUUGGCAUGACAGAGAAAUUGGGGAGGCUUUUUCCAGAGAAACAGAAAAAGGCUAUAAGUAUAUGUGAGAAGCUGAAAGAAGAAUUCCAGGAGUUACUCGGAGACAACGGAGUAUUGAUAUAUCCCACACAACCCCGAGUGGCUCCAUACCACAACCAGCCAUUGUUAAUGCCAUUCAAUUUUGCUUAUACUGGAGUGUUUAAUGUGUUAGGCUUGCCUGUCACUCAGUGUCCUGUUGGGCUGAAUAGUGAAGGUUUACCUAUGGGUAUACAGUUGGUGGGCAGUCUGUAUAGUGACAGGCUGACCAUAGCUGUAGCACAAGAAGUGGAGAAACUUAUGGGUGGCUGGCAACCACAAAUUAGAGGAUAAAAUACUAUCACCAAAUUUAUUAAAUAUUAAAAUAAGAAUCAGUUAUUUUUCCUGCAUACACUGGUACUUAAAGAUUCAGUGACAGAUCACUUAACUAAAUUGUUCUAAAUUUUGAUAGCGUUGUUGCCAGCAUUUUCAAACAGGUCCUGAUAAUGUAAUCAUAUUGUUUAUAUGUCAUUAUAUUGUGCCAAAACCGAGCAAGAUAAAACUCUGUAAUUUAUUGUUUGUGCCUAGAUUGUUAUACAGUUCAAGGAUAGUAAAUAAUUUAUAGUCGACAUGCAAUGGAAAUCUCAAUGCCAUACAAAUAUUAGAACACUACGAAUGUUUUUUUUUUUUUUUAUAGACUGUUUUGUGAGUUUUAAGUUUUCAAUAUUCGAGACUUUUUUGUAGUGUAAAUCAGGAUUGGUAGUUAACUCAUGUGAUGGUAGAAAUGACAAACUAAGAGCUCAAACAUGGGUUAACGUUGUAAUUUUUCUCUGUGGUUUUAGAUAGGGUGUACCUUUAUGGUAAAUAGAAAAUUACUGAAAGUACUAGAAAGGUUUUUCUGUAUAAAGAUCUAACACACCUUGCAGGUCUUUAAUGAUGGGAAAAGUAUCUCUACUGAAAAGAUCUCUCUUUCAGACCAUUUUGGAAACUUAACUAUAUUUUAGAAGAACUUCAAAAUCUCUUAAGGGUUGAUGUACCCUGAGCUUCAGGUCCAAUGGGUGCUAACUUCUUCAUUUUCAAACCUCUAUAUCAUCUCAGGCCAGAUUGAGGAGUUCAUCUCAUUGAAAGAGUAUACAUCUGACAUUGUCUAGGUCCCCAUUAUUUUUUAAUUUUUUAGUAUUUUUUUUUUCAGAAAAAGCAGGUAUGAUAAAAAAGGUAGAAUUGAUUGUUUUGGUACAUAAAGAAGUGAAUUAUUGCAUUAAACAAAUUUAUGCCUAUCUUUUGCUGCAGUGACUCAGUAUUUUCAGUUUCAGAUUUUAAGUAAUGAAAAGUUUCAUUAAAAGCACUGUGAUAAAUGAAUUUGGAGGUGGGACAUGAAAGUGUUUAUUACUGAUAUAUUUAUUUAGUACACUUAUUGUAUUCCAAUAUAGUACUUAAUUAUACACAUAAUAUGUUUAUUUCACAAAAAGUCAUUUUUUAACUGUGGAAGUCAGUUUGACUUUAAAAUCGGUUUGUGUGAAUAAUUUGAUUAAGAUUUGUAAAACAGAGCAAAAAGAGUAAAAUAUUGGAAAUAAGAUAGAUAAGCAGUUUGUACGGGUAAGAUGAACUAGUUACCAGGAUUAUUGAAGCACAGAUGCUAAGACUUUUUAAUGUUCCAAAAAAUGUACACCAGUGAAAAACUUUACAGUUAAGCAUUUUGUGUUGUAUGUGCUAAAUGUAAAAUUUAAAGUCAACCUACUUAAUAGUGCUGUAUAAUUUAUUUGAUUCAGUAAA